UCGAAGCCAGAAAAAACGCGUUCGGAUAUUUGUUUACAUCCGCCCCUUCUUCGUUCACAUCCGCCGCCGAGAUGGAGGACGCAGGCAGCUCCAGUCUGACGUUUCUGCCUUCACAAGACUUGAUUAAGUUUAAUCCACCAUGUAAUAGACAGCAUGUGUGGAGGAACAUCAGUCUCUCACAAGGAGUUUGAAGGAUGCCCUUUGGAUAAAUUUUGGCUUGCUGUACAGUCAGCAAAAUCUAUAAUAAAAGAUUUGUCAACAGGCAAAUCAAGCAGAGAUGAGAUUUUAGAAAUCCUCAAGCCACUGGGACAGGAAACUACUGAAAAAAUCCUGAGUGCAGUGUCUGUUCGAGAAGAUGAAAUUAAGAAGGCACUAAUCCAGGAAUCAUUAAAAGAUACUAUUCAUCUCAAGGACUUUGACUGGAAUGUCAGGCUGGCGGUUGCAAGUGACAAGGUCCUGGAUCUGAAUGAAUCCAUAAUGACACUCCAUCUUCACACAUUAAAUGCAGACAAAGGCAACAAUACUUUGACUGUUGAAAUGUCGCCUGACCAGGUGGACAGACUGAUAGAACAGCUCAAAGGUGCACGGGAAAAGUUAGCUCAUGUAUCCAACGCCAGAUAAGAAUUCAUGAUUUGUCAUUCUGUGUUGCUUUUCUAAGUUUGUGAUUUGGUGUUGCAACUUGAUGUUAUCCAAGCAAUUUGAUGAGUUGUAGGUUGAUGAUGGUGAUGCAGUUAUGGUUCUUAGAGAAAUGAAAAAUAAAAUGUCUAGAUUUUAAUA
Penaeus vannamei (Pacific white shrimp) is the source of this 777-nucleotide messenger RNA. RefSeq names its product COMM domain-containing protein 8. NCBI's taxonomy places the organism in Eukaryota, Metazoa, Arthropoda, Malacostraca, Decapoda, Penaeidae. The record is from RefSeq and is a predicted model, not a curated record.